Molecule: messenger RNA, 510 nt
Organism: Alligator sinensis (Chinese alligator)
Lineage: Eukaryota; Metazoa; Chordata; Crocodylia; Alligatoridae
Gene: DAPL1
Product: death associated protein like 1
Exons: 3
Coding region: 84-341 (85 amino acids)
Biological process (GO): negative regulation of autophagy; apoptotic signaling pathway; cellular response to amino acid starvation
Molecular function (GO): death domain binding
Source: RefSeq, a predicted model, not a curated record
ACAAUCUUAUGAUUAACACUUAGUUGAAUGACAAAAAUGUAACUACUUUAUAUAUCUUGUCUGUUGCAGUCAAAGCUGGAGGUAUGAGAGUUUCUAAAAAACAAGAAAAUGGAGCUUCUGAGAGAAAUCCCAAAAAUCCAGUGAAAGAGAAGAUAAGCUCAGUUGCUAGUAUUGCAAAAAUGCAAAACAUGGGAGUUCUGCUAGCAGGUGCACUGGAGAGAAUCGGCCAUAAAUUUCCUGCAGCAGUAUUACAAGUAGCUCAUCAAAAGCCACGACCCGCCCUGGAGAAGAUUACACUGCCUAAAAGAAUUUACCUUAUUCAGCAGCCUCGCAAAUGUUAAAUAUGUUCAGUAAAAGAUUAAUGUUUACUUAACAGUAGGUUCCUAUUCUAAAUAGCACAUACUAGCAGCUUGUGGUAGAAGGACCAAAACUUGUUGAAAUUGGUUUGCUUACUGAAGUGUCCCAUAUGUUUCUUCUAUUUUCUAACAAUAAAAUACUCUAUAAUAUUUA